AUGGAAGAACUACUUACAUGUUACAAUAAAGGUUGCGGCAUGAAAUUUAAAGCUUCAGAAAAUAAAGAAGAUUCGUGCCGUUUCCAUCCUGGUGGCCCAAUAUUUCAUGAUGCUCUGAAAGGUUGGUCAUGUUGCAAAAAGAGGAGCACUGACUUUACAGAGUUUCUCAAUAUACCUGGUUGUACAACUGGUUUCCACAGCAAUGUCAAACCUAUAGUUGAAUCAGCACCUACAAUAAAAGAAAUGGUGCCUGAGGUCACUGAAGACUUCAAGCAAGUUACAAUAAAGCCUUUGCAACCGGUAGAAAGACCAUCUUCUGAUGAACAGCUUGUCACAUUGCAGAUUAAUGUUGCUGAUGCAGUGAGGGAAACUCUGAAAAAAGAACUCAGCAAACUGGAGUUGAAGGAUAAAGGAGAUGAAGCAGAAAGUACAGGUAUUCCAAAGGGAACCUCUUGCAAGAAUAAUGGAUGCACAACGACGUAUGAAGAUGAGUCAAGUGAUUAUGGAAUAUGUGUGUACCAUACAGGCGUUCCUGUGUUCCAUGAAGGCAUGAAGUAUUGGUCAUGUUGUCAAAUCAAGACCACAGAUUUCAAUUCAUUUCUCAAUCAGUCUGGUUGUGCCACUGGCCAACACCUGUGGAUAAAAAAGGACGAAGAAAAGAAGGUGGCUUGUCGGCUUGAUUGGCACCAAACGCCAUCUCAUGUUACAAUAACAAUUUUCUCAAAACUGACAUCACCAGAGAAGACAAAAGUGGAAGUAAAUGGUGUUCGGUGUUGCAUUCACAUUGUGUUUGAUGUAGGAAGAAGUGUCUUUGAUAAAGAUAUUCUACUGAAAGGGAUUAUUGAUCCAAGCAAGAGUAGUGUCAAAAUAUUAGCCUCAAAAGUUGAAAUCAACCUGAAGAAGCAAGAACCAGGCAGUUGGGCUGGUUUGGAACUAUAA
Helobdella robusta is the source of this 939-nucleotide messenger RNA. RefSeq lists its product as hypothetical. The record is from RefSeq and is a predicted model, not a curated record. Bases 1 to 939 code for a protein of 312 amino acids. Lineage: Eukaryota; Metazoa; Annelida; Clitellata; Rhynchobdellida; Glossiphoniidae. The transcript has 8 exons.